AUUGAAAGUCCGAAACAAACUGCCUCAUUUUUUCUUUUUCUUUUUUUGGUUAUGAAGUCAUCUUCAGCAGAAAAUUUAAUAAUUCAAAUAAGAGGAGUGGAGUGAUACCUUCUAUCUCUCCUCAUGCUUCCAUUUCACUGCUAUGUUAAAAUUGUUAAUAAGGCAUUUUCCCAUCACCUACCACUGAUAACUCUCUCUCUUCUCUCUCUCGCAUGUAGUACCAUUUAUUUAUGAUAUUCCCACUCAUAUUUAUACUCCUUACCUGAAACCACUACAAUUAUCUAUUCAUUUGCUUGCAAAUUAAUUAUGGGCACAAUUUAGCAUUCUAUGUACCUCUCUACUUUAUUGUAAAUACACCCCUUUGGUUGUCGUCAAUUGUCAUCUGGGCUGGGCUCUUCUGAGAGUAGAGGUCUUCAAAACCACUCACAUUUUGUAAUGCAGUAUAGUAUUGGAAUGAGAUUCAUCAAUAUUUCCCAUUUCGAGCUGUGUUUUGAGUAAAGAUUUGAUUUUUGGCUCUUCUUGAAAUGUGGGCGAUUUCUAAAAGCUGCUGUUUCAAGGUUUUUUGGGAGGAGAUCUGCUAUUACUCGUUUGCAGUUGUGGAAGCUGAAUUGGGAUGAAGUUAUCAAGAUCUGGCCUUUGAGUAUACUUUUGUGUUAUUUCUAUUCAGAGAAAGGUUGUUUCUUCAUCCUCAAUGAUGGCUUCUGAUCUCAAUGCCGAACUCUUGAAAAAUGCCGGCGUUUUGCAUCUCAAGGUCUGGGAAGUUAUUGGAAUAAUAGUCGGGUUAUUGAUUGUGAUCAUCCUCUUUCUGUUGACAUUUUAUUUAACUUCACAAAAGAAAUUGAGAAGGGAUCAAGAAAAGUUUCCCAUAAGCCAAAUACCUAUUGUUUCUAAGGAAAUAAAAGAAGUCCGAGUCUCCACUGAGGAAUUUGCUCCACAAGACAGGGUCCUUCUCACUGUUCAUGACCAGUCAAAUGAUAGACAAUCAGAUAGAGUUCCGGUCCAUCUGGGGAUGCCUAAAGUGAAAAAUGGAGAUGACAGUAGCCAGUUGGGUUCGUUCCACCACGCUGAUAAAGAUUAUUGUGGAUCACAAUCAGGAGAAGAAUGGAGUUCAGGAACAUUUGGUGGAUCUAAACCUUCUUCAUCAUAUCCAAUUACUGCUCCUUCUCCUUUAAGUGGUCUGCCCGAAUUUUCUCAUCUGGGUUGGGGUCAUUGGUUUACUUUGCGAGACCUUGAGCUGGCGACAAACAGGUUUUCGAAGGAGAAUGUUAUUGGAGAGGGUGGAUAUGGAAUUGUUUACCAAGGACAGCUUAUCAAUGGAACUCCUGUUGCUGUUAAGAAGCUCCUCAACAACUUAGGUCAAGCUGAAAAAGAAUUUAGAGUGGAAGUAGAGGCUAUUGGCCAUGUGCGGCACAAGAAUUUGGUUCGACUUCUGGGAUACUGUAUUGAAGGAACUCAUAGACUGCUGGUGUAUGAGUACGUCAACAAUGGCAAUUUAGAACAGUGGCUUCAUGGUGCAAUGUGUCAGCAUGGAUAUCUUACUUGGGAGGCUAGAAUGAAGGUUCUUCUUGGCACAGCGAAAGCACUUGCCUAUCUGCAUGAGGCAAUUGAACCGAAGGUGGUUCAUAGAGAUAUAAAAUCAAGCAACAUACUGAUUGAUGAAGACUUCAAUUCUAAGGUCUCUGAUUUUGGUUUGGCUAAGCUACUAGGUGCUGGGAAAAGUCACAUUACGACUCGAGUCAUGGGCACCUUUGGAUAUGUGGCUCCUGAAUAUGCAAAUACUGGCCUUUUAAAUGAAAAGAGUGAUGUUUAUAGCUUUGGGGUAUUGCUGUUGGAAGCAAUUACAGGACGGGAUCCAGUGGACUAUGGUCGUCCUGCUGCAGAGGUUAAUCUGGUUGACUGGCUGAAAAUUAUGGUCGGAAGUAGGCGGUCGGAGGAAGUGGUGGAUCCAAAUAUUGACAGGAGGCCAUCGACUAGAGCCCUCAAAAGGGCUCUUUUGACUGCUUUGAGAUGUGUUGAUCCAGAUUCAGACAAGAGACCAAGGAUGAGCCAAGUUGUCCGGAUGCUCGAAUCGGAAGAAUAUCCCAUACCAAGAGGGGACCGAAGGCAUAGAAGGACCCGGGCAAGUAGCUUUGAGAUCGAUUCCCAGAGGGAGAACUGCGACACAGAUAAAAGCGACAAUCGAGACCUAAGAUAAGACAGCAAGAGUUAUGGAUCAUAAGCCGAGAUAAUUGCAUUAACGGCUGUGGAUCUUACGAACCACGACGCGAAUCUCACUAAAAGUUUCAGUCUGCUGAUAUGUUAUUUCCUGAAGAUGUUGAAGCAUAGGUAGGAGAAGUAUGGUAGACAUUUUUUUUUUAUAUAUAUAUAUAAUUUUUCCCUUCUAAUUUUAGGAUUUUGCUUCUUGUAAUUUUCAUUCUUGCUGUUGUAUGAUAAUAUAGGUAGGCCUUGUUUUGUGGUGGGAAGUGAUGGUGAUUGAGAACUAGAAAAUUAAUUGGGCUUGUAUGGAUAUUGGGUGCUCCAUAAGAUUGUUCAAUAUUCUUUGACGAA
Molecule: messenger RNA, 2547 nt
Organism: Salvia miltiorrhiza (redroot sage)
Lineage: Eukaryota; Viridiplantae; Streptophyta; Magnoliopsida; Lamiales; Lamiaceae
Product: probable receptor-like protein kinase At5g18500
Exons: 8
Coding region: 692-2194 (500 amino acids)
Biological process (GO): protein phosphorylation
Molecular function (GO): ATP binding; protein kinase activity
Source: RefSeq, a predicted model, not a curated record